Molecule: messenger RNA, 1092 nt
Organism: Raphanus sativus (radish)
Lineage: Eukaryota; Viridiplantae; Streptophyta; Magnoliopsida; Brassicales; Brassicaceae
Product: ethylene-responsive transcription factor 6-like
Exons: 1
Coding region: 199-1053 (284 amino acids)
Biological process (GO): regulation of DNA-templated transcription; ethylene-activated signaling pathway
Molecular function (GO): DNA-binding transcription factor activity; DNA binding
Source: RefSeq, a predicted model, not a curated record
ACACCCUUCCGCACUUGAUUAUUUAUAUUUUGAAUUUUAAAAUACACGAGAGGAUGUUGCUUUGAAGGAGUCUCUCAUUGACUCGACUCUUUCCUAAGUCCUAUAUAUACAUUCCCACUCCCUUCUCCACUGUCAAAUCAAAACCUUUCUUUAUUAAUCAAUCAUCCUUCCUCCUUAGAUUCUCUGUUUUCUCCACAAAUGGCCACGCCAAGCGAAGCAUCAGCUCUCUCCUUCAUCAAGAAGCAUCUUCUCGACGAAUCAUCUCCUCUGCCUAAUGUCACCACCACCAAUCCAUGGAUAGCUUCAGAAACCAGCUCCGAUUUUUCAAUCUUCGGUUCAUUUGAUCAAACCGGGUUCGAUUUUACUGAAUUUGAAAUUAAACCGGAAAUAACCGACUCGCUCGAAUUCGAACCGGAGGCGAAAGCUGAAAUUUCACUAGCAUCGAACCAAUCUUUCACGUUCCAAUCGAAUCCUCGCGUGGUUACUGGUUCAGCCUCGCGAUCGAACCGGAAACCGGCUUUGAAGAUCGAACCGCCGAACAGAACCGAGUGGAUCCAAUUCGCAACCGGGAAUCCUGAACCGGAGCAGCUUCCCGUACACGUGGCCGAAGAAGAGAAGAGGCAUUACAGAGGAGUGAGGAUGAGGCCGUGGGGGAAGUUCGCGGCGGAGAUCAGAGAUCCCAACCGUCGGGGAACUAGGGUUUGGCUCGGGACUUUUGACACGGCGAUCGAAGCCGCUAGGGCUUACGACCAAGCGGCGUUUAAGCUCAGAGGGUCAAAGGCCAUUGUGAAUUUCCCGCUUGAGGUAGGGACGUGGAGUGCACGCGCUGAGGUUGGACAGAACAAACGGAAGCGAGACGGAGAGGAAGAAGAAGAAGAGGUGAAGGUGGUUGCGAAAGUGGUAAAGACGGAGGAGAGUCACGCCGUUGAGACGGAAACGUCGAGUUUGACGGCGGUUGAUGACUGGGAUUUGACGGAGUUUAUGAGCAUGCCGCUUUUAUCGCCGUUAUCUCCACACCCUCCGUUUGGUUAUCCACGAUUGUCUGUUGUGUAAAUGUUGACGUGGAACUACGGUGUAUACGUGUUCGUAUGA